AUGGGGGGCUUCUGGCCUUGGAUGCUGGGUCUGCUCUCUUUGCCAGGUUUGAUCCUAGGAGCACCCCCAGCCUCCAGCUGUCCAGGAGCCUGUGGGAGCAGCUUCUCAGAAGGCCUCACCCCUGAGGGGACCCAGACGUCUUGGGACAAGGACAUCCCUGCGAUUAAUCAAGAGCUCAUCCCUGAGGAAACCCCAGAGAGCAGCUUCCUCCUCGAGGGGGACAUCCUCCGGCCGAGUCCUUUCCGCCUGUCGUCGGCUACAAGCAACAAGUGGCCCCAAAUUGGGGGUGUGGUGGAGGUCCCCUUUCUGCUCUCUAAGAAGUACGAUGAGCCCAGCCGCAAGGUCAUCCUGCAGGCAUUUGCUGAGUUUGAACGCUUCACAUGCAUCAGGUUUGUUGCCUACCAUGGCCAGAGAGACUUCAUCUCCAUCAUCCCCGUGUCUGGGUGCUUCUCUGGCGUGGGGCGCAGUGGAGGGAUGCAGGUGGUAUCCUUGGCACCCACCUGUCUCCAGAAGGGCCCAGGCAUUGUUCUGCAUGAGCUCAUGCAUGUGCUGGGCUUCUGGCAUGAGCACUCACGGGCUGACCGGGACCGUUAUAUUCGUGUCAACUGGAAUGAGAUCCUCCCAGGCUUUGAAAUCAACUUCAUUAAAUCUCGGAGCAGCAACAUGCUGGUGCCCUAUGACUACACAUCUGUGAUGCACUAUGGGAGGCUUGCCUUCAGCCGGCGCGGGCUGCCCACCAUCAUGCCGCUCUGGGACCCCAGUGUCCACAUUGGCCAGCGAUGGAACCUGAGUGCCUCGGACAUCACACGGGUCCUCCGGCUUUAUGACUGCAGCCCAAGUGGCCCCAGCCCCCAGGGGAGAGAGUUCCAGGCCCAUGGCAUCGAUGGGAGCCCCCCUCCCGCCUCUGGACCACACCUGCAGCGGCUGCUGGAGGCAUUGCUGGCAGAGGCCAGGAACGCCAGCCCCAGCGACCCCAGGGCUGGAGAGAGCCCGCUGGAGUGGGAGCCCCCCGUCCUGGGCAAGUCUGGUGUGGAGGCCUCUGCAAGGUGGCCUGAAACCUCGGCUUCCUCCACAAGCUCACGGUCCGGUGCAGCUGCUCCUGGGGUGCCCCUGGAGGGGCCCCGGCAGGCCCACGCGUCCACUCUGCCCCUAGCGCUGUCUCAAGAAGACCAGCCAGCGCCUAUCCGGGCUGCUUGGGGGAAACCAGCUCUGGGGAACUUCAUGGGGACACCCAGAGGUCAGGCCUGUGGCUUCUGUCCCCAAGUGGGGCAGGCAUCUCCUGUCCAGAGCAGCUGGGCCAAGCGACCCUUGGCCUCUCUAGGCGACACUCCUGUCUUCCAGCCCCAGACUGACCUUCCUGUCUGAGGCCCAAGCCUCUCCCUCUGCCCCUUCCUUCCACACCAUGUUCCCCCGAGGGCUCCUGGGGACAGGUCUGUCAGGGGGAGGCAGGCCUGUUGGGGACGCCUGGCUCUGCCUGCUCUCGUGUCUCCCUCAGCCCUGGAGGAUGCUGGGACUGGAGGUGACAUUCUCUAGGGCCCUAAGGCCAGUGGGCUGAAGGGGCGAGGAAGAAGAUUCUAGCCUUCAAGGCUGUGGAAGCCCUUGUGGAGCUGAGGCCCAGCCCCCCAGCAUGGACUACCGGUACUGCCCCCCUCUCCCUCGGGCCAGGCCUGGAGGGGAGCCACGUGGCUGGGACCGUGGGAGCAGCUUCCUGUCUGCUGUCUGGGUGCUGGGAAUGCUGGCCUGCACCUCAGCCUCCGGCCUGCUCUCCGGAGGGUUUCAGAGCCCACCCCUCCCGCGCAGCGCAGGCAGCCUCCGGAGUCAGGGGUGUCACCCAGAGGGAGAUGAGGAAGAGGUUGGGGCCCUGCACAGUGGGAAGUCGGCCAGAACAUGAGGACCCUGAACACAGACUCGAAGCUCCUUUCCAGCCUGCGUUGCUGUUCCUGAAGCCUUGUCUCCCCAGAGGCCCUGAAAGGUGGCGAGGGGCGGGGCAAGUCACCCUGCUUGUCCUCCUGUCAGCCAAGCCCACUCCUCCUCAGCUCCUGGCCACCCUGGCGAGGGCUGUCUUGGAGCAGGCCAGGAGCCCCCUGGCGGCACUGUUCUGUGGCUCAGGGUGGGAGGAAACAAGAGCCCAUGCCCUGUCCCAGGAGGGCCAGG
Myotis daubentonii (Daubenton's bat) is the source of this 2154-nucleotide messenger RNA. RefSeq names its product astacin like metalloendopeptidase (gene ASTL). Gene Ontology annotation, molecular function: zinc ion binding; metalloendopeptidase activity. Gene Ontology annotation, biological process: proteolysis. The record is from RefSeq and is a predicted model, not a curated record. Lineage: Eukaryota; Metazoa; Chordata; Mammalia; Chiroptera; Vespertilionidae.